GCUCGCACGGCCUGCACGUCCGCCUGCCACCCGCUCCUGCCGCGACCUGCCGCCCGCAGCCGCCCACGCCGCCCGCGCGCCCACCGUCCUAGUACGACGUGAUAGUCUCGGUAACACAGCGGCGCGCCGGAUCCUCGACAGACUUUUCGGUAAGACUCGGAGCGGCGGCCGGAGUGAGUGACUUACUGGUGGCUCGAGUGAAGGUGUCGCAGACAUGGAGGACAACUCCAUCCCUGACGACUGCAGGAGUGUACGUUCAGGGGGGUCGGCAGGGGGGCGGUCCCCCCCGCCCUUGUCACCCGUCAUAACUAGCAUGGUGGGCUGUGUGUCUCCAAGCAGCCCUCCGCCGCCCCUGCUCGCCGCGCCGCCCCUCUCCGUGCCCGGGCCCUCGCCGCCCGGAGGGCACUCGCCGCCCAUCUUCCCCUCCCCCCCACCCACGUCCCGCCCGCCGCCCUUCCUGCCCGCCCUCUACUUCUCGCACGCCUACAACUCGCCGCCGCCGCCCAUCCACACGUCGGACCCGACCGCCAACGACUGCAAGCUGGUUGAAUAUCGCGGCCAGAAGGUGGCGGCCUUCAUCAUCAACAGCGAGACGAUGCUGUGCCUCCCGCAGGCGUUCGAGCUGUUCCUGAAGAACCUGGUGGGCGGCCUGCACACGGUCUACACCAAGCUCAAGCGGCUGGGCAUCGAGCCCCUGGUGUGCAACGUGGAGCAAGUGCGUGUGCUGCGAGGCCUGGGCGCCAUCCAGCCCGGCGUCAACAGGUGCAAGCUGCUCUCCAUCAAGCACUUCGACGUUCUCUACAAGGACUGCACCACCGCCAGGUAA
Molecule: messenger RNA, 826 nt
Organism: Penaeus indicus
Lineage: Eukaryota; Metazoa; Arthropoda; Malacostraca; Decapoda; Penaeidae
Product: dachshund homolog 1-like
Exons: 1
Coding region: 215-826 (203 amino acids)
Biological process (GO): regulation of transcription by RNA polymerase II
Cellular component (GO): nucleus; transcription regulator complex
Molecular function (GO): RNA polymerase II cis-regulatory region sequence-specific DNA binding; DNA-binding transcription factor activity, RNA polymerase II-specific
Source: RefSeq, a predicted model, not a curated record